This is a messenger RNA of Macroventuria anomochaeta, 1458 nucleotides long. Its product is annotated as GroES-like protein. Gene Ontology annotation, biological process: D-sorbitol catabolic process. The transcript is spliced from 4 exons. Gene Ontology annotation, molecular function: zinc ion binding; L-iditol 2-dehydrogenase (NAD+) activity. The record is from RefSeq and is a predicted model, not a curated record. The coding region runs from base 45 to 1229 and encodes 394 amino acids. NCBI's taxonomy places the organism in Eukaryota, Fungi, Ascomycota, Dothideomycetes, Pleosporales, Didymellaceae.
GCCUUCAACACUACUCACUGACUUACAUUCCCACUUUUCCCGUAAUGGCACCAUCAGCAUUGGCAGACAUCUACCCAAUCCCAACGAGACACUAUUCAAAGUCCUCGAAUGUAGUGGCAAGUGUCCUGCAUGGACCACGGGAUCUAAGGCUGGAAACUCGAUCACUUCCAGACCCCAGCUCUGGUGAGCUCCAGAUUGCCAUCAAAGCAACUGGCUUGUGUGGUAGCGAUGUUUCGUACUACAACAAGUUCCGCAACGGUGACCUGCAGGCGGUCCAACCGUUAAGCCUGGGUCAUGAAUCGGCUGGUGUCGUAGUCUCUGUUGGGCCAGGUGUGCAGGGCUUCUCAGUUGGCGAGCGAGUAGCCUUGGAAGUCGGUGUGCCCUGCGACAACUGCCGGUCAUGCCAGAGAGGGCGAUACAAUCUGUGUCCGUCGAUGCGCUUCAGAAGCAGUGCUAAGUCCGUGCCUCACUUCCAAGGUACGCUCCAGGAACGCAUAAACCACCCAGCGAAGUGGUGCCACAAACUUCCUUCACAUGUGUCUCUCGAAUCAGCUGCACUGCUCGAGCCAUUGUCUGUGGCUAUCCAUGCGACACGACGAGCUGCUCUCGAGCAGGGUGAUACGGCCAUCGUUUUCGGUGCGGGCACCGUAGGGUUGCUCACCGCUGCCAUGGCAAAGAUGUCUGGCGCAACGACUGUUGUAAUCGUCGAUGUCGACCAUGGUCGGAUUGAGUACGCGCUGUCAAACGGCUUCGCGCACAAAGGCUUUGUCGUUCCAUCGCGCAAGAACGCGGGUGAACCUUCGGGUCAGUUUGACCCCGCAAAGGUGCUCGCCGAAGAUGUCAUGCAAGUUGCUUCGCUAGACGACGUCGACUUUGAAGGUGCGGACGUAACAUUCGAUUGUACUGGAAAAGAAAUUUGCAUGCAAGCUGGACUCUUUGCAACAAGACCUGGUGGCAAGCUCAUCAUGGUUGGAAUGGGCACUCCUGUCCAGACUCUCCCAAUGUCUGCAUCUCACCUGAAAGAAGUCGAUAUCAUUGGCAUUUUCCGGUAUGCGAACACAUACGCGACUGGAAUCAAGAUCAUCUCCUCAGGUGUUUUACCGAGCCUUGACAACAUGAUCACCCACCGCUUCAAAGGCCUAGCUGCGGUAAAGGAAGCCUUCGAUCUUGCUGGAAAGACGACCGAUAAAGAUGGGAACCUUGUACUGAAGGUCCUUGUUGAGGCAUAAUUCGCUUCUCUGUUUAUCAACAGUUUACUCCAAUCGAUUGCUUGGGUCCGGCGUUUCGGUGGAAUUGGGUUCAGGAGCAUUGAGAUACCAUUCGUUUGCAUGCGUACAUAGAACAGCAGUAAUGCACCAGAAGGUGUGAAAAACCGAGAUUGACGAAGUCUUUGAACGGUGUAGUAGCAGUUGUUCUUCUAUAUUUCUUCAGAACGUUUGCGACUACGAGCAUGGUGGA